CCCGGCCCCCGGCCCGGCCUGGCUCUAUGGACAGGAGCUCGCUGCUGCAGCUUAUCCAGGAGCAGCAGCUGGACCCUGAAAACACUGGCUUCAUCGGUGCGGACACCUUCGCUGGCCUGGUGCACCGCCAUGAGCUGCCCCUGGACCCGGCCAAACUGGACAUGCUGGUGGCCCUGGCCCAGAGCAACGAGCGGGGCCAGGUCUGCUACCAGGAGCUGGUGGACCUGAUCAGCAGCAAGCGCUCAAGCAGCUUCAAGCGGGCCAUCGCCAAUGGACAGCGGGCACUGCCCCAGGACGGGCUGCUGGACGAGCCAGGACUGGGUGUCUACAAGCGGUUCGUGCGCUACGUGGCCUACGAGAUCCUGCCCCGAGAGGUGGACCGCCACUGGUACUUCUACCGGCACCGCAGCUGCCCACCCCCUGUGUUUAUGGCUUCGGUCACCCUCGCCCAGAUCAUCGUGUUCCUGUGCUACGGGGCCCGUCUCAACAAGUGGGUGCUGCAGACCUACCACCCUGAGUACAUGAAAAGCCCCCUGGUAUACCACCCCGGCCACCGUGCUCGGGCCUGGCGCUUUCUCACCUACAUGUUCAUGCACGUUGGGCUGGAGCAGCUGGGGUUCAACGCACUCCUGCAGCUGAUGAUCGGGGUGCCCCUGGAGAUGGUGCAUGGCCUGCUCCGCAUCAGCCUGCUCUACCUGGCUGGUGUGCUGGCAGGCUCCCUGACCGUCUCCAUUACUGACAUGCGGGCCCCUGUGGUGGGGGGCUCCGGCGGGGUCUACGCCCUGUGCUCUGCACACCUGGCCAAUGUCGUCAUGAACUGGGCGGGGAUGAGAUGUCCCUACAAGCUGCUGAGGAUGGUGCUGGCCCUGGUGUGCAUGAGCUCCGAGGUGGGCCGGGCCGUGUGGCUGCGCUUCUCCCCGCCACUGCCUGCCUCGGGCCCACAGCCCAGCUUCAUGGCACACCUGGCGGGCGCGGUGGUGGGUGUCAGCAUGGGCCUGACCAUCCUGCGCAGCUAUGAGGAACGCCUGCGAGACCAGUGUGGCUGGUGGGUGGUGCUGCUUGCCUAUGGCACCUUCCUGCUCUUCGCCAUCUUCUGGAACAUCUUUGCCUACGACCUGCUGGGUGCCCACAUUCCCCCGCCACCCUGACAAGAGUUCCCAGGGCCACACCAGCCAGGGCGCAGCAUCCGUGGGCCAGCCACUAGGGAGGCCUGCAUGUUCGUCCUCUGUGAAUGUAUGUCUUGAGGCUGCUUCUUCCUGGUGGGUGCAGGUGGCCCCUGUGGCCCACUGACUGCAGGCCAAGCCUUACACCAGCCCUGGCCACCCCCUCCCAGGCCUGGAGGAAUAGGACUGAUGGACUGGGCUGAGUGGUGGAGGUCCCCAAGGGUGGCCCCAGAGGAGACCCUGCCCUGGCCUCUCCCAUGAGACUUGCAGUCUGAGCCUUUUUGGAGAAUGAAUAAAUAUUUUA
Lagenorhynchus albirostris (white-beaked dolphin) is the source of this 1467-nucleotide messenger RNA. It is a transcript of the gene RHBDL1, whose product is annotated as rhomboid like 1. Gene Ontology annotation, cellular component: membrane. The transcript has 8 exons. Bases 27 to 1148 code for a protein of 373 amino acids. NCBI's taxonomy places the organism in Eukaryota, Metazoa, Chordata, Mammalia, Artiodactyla, Delphinidae. Gene Ontology annotation, molecular function: serine-type endopeptidase activity. The record is from RefSeq and is a predicted model, not a curated record.